Anopheles cruzii is the source of this 1158-nucleotide messenger RNA. RefSeq names its product ribonuclease P protein subunit p40-like. Gene Ontology annotation, cellular component: ribonuclease MRP complex; multimeric ribonuclease P complex. The transcript is spliced from 4 exons. Bases 1 to 1158 code for a protein of 385 amino acids. The record is from RefSeq and is a predicted model, not a curated record. Gene Ontology annotation, molecular function: ribonuclease MRP activity; ribonuclease P activity. NCBI's taxonomy places the organism in Eukaryota, Metazoa, Arthropoda, Insecta, Diptera, Culicidae. Gene Ontology annotation, biological process: tRNA 3'-end processing; tRNA 5'-leader removal; endonucleolytic cleavage in ITS1 to separate SSU-rRNA from 5.8S rRNA and LSU-rRNA from tricistronic rRNA transcript (SSU-rRNA, 5.8S rRNA, LSU-rRNA).
AUGUUAUGCCCGGACCUAUGGCGAUUUGUACCACCGUCAUAUAGUAACACGAUCCUCGUAAGCUCGAGCUGGAGCAAUGAUCGAAGAUCAGACAAAAUGCGAAAGGAAAUCAACUCGCGUCACUUCAACCAUACGCUCUCGAUAAUUCUGCCCGCUUGCGGACGUUCGACUGCCAACGAGCUGGAAGAAAAGCUCAGUGUCGCAAAUGAUCCUGGCCACUGCUCUCUAGUUCGCCAAUUUCCUUUAAUCGAGGCGCUAAGGCAUGAAUUUCGCGAAGCAUUUGUUAGGCAGGGCACCAUUUACGCAAUCACUGCCAAGGGACGCCUGGAAAGCGACGACUGUGUAGCACUCCGUCCAGACGGAGUUCUGCAUCUUAGUCUGCACAGUGAAACCCACCAACGUCUCGCUUUAGGCGAUAGUCUCGUUACCCAUCAUAAUGGAAAAUAUGUUUUGAAACUGGAUUUACGGUCCACCUUAAGCGACGAUGUGCAGCGAGUGGAUCGUUUAAGAGACCGCUUAACGGCGGAGGCAUUCACAUGCGAUCUACUUAUUCGUUGGAUACCGCCCAUUCAUUGUUCUACGCUGCUUGGCACAGCUGCCGACGUUGUCGUCAGUUCGACGUCGCUUGAGCACUAUCUGGCAACUCUUCGAAGGUUGACUGUUAUUUCACUACCUAUCAACACUUUCAUACGUACUGAACGCCGUGACGAGUUCAUACCCAUGUUAGGAGACAGUGUUAAAAACGAUUUCUGCACCGUUGUGGAACUUCUCGAGUACAUAGGGAUGAUUGUUCUCGGCUGUGAAACUGUAGCCGACGACUAUUUGAACGAAUACAGUUUCGACACGACGUCGGCAAUUAGCGCCAAUGACUCAACGUGGCUUUUACAUGGUCAAGGAGUGUUCACCCCGGAGGAAGUGAAUCGUACUAUUGAUCUACUCGCAAGGCUAGUUUCGGAAUCAGAAACCAAAUUGCUGCCGUGGGUAGCGCUUCACGUGCAGGGUUUCUCUAAUGUGCCAAUCGGGCGCGGUGAUCAGGGUGAGAAAGGGAUUUGUUGGGAUAGCGAUAACGCGUACACAAUUAUAAUAGAUAAGUUUGGCAAGGUGCUAUGGAAUCAAAUGACGGGUAUCAGUGGAAGAGGACCAAUACAAAAAGAGUGA